CUAGUGCGUCGGGAGUUUAGUGCGCAGAAGUGAAAAAUUCUUCCCGCACAGUUUGGAGCUUCGCGGCGGGGGGCUGCGCUAGCGCGAGUGGAGGUGGUCUCAUCGGCAGAAAGAAGCGGAGCGGAGGAGCGAACCAGCCGAACAGAACACACCUCUACUGAGCAGAUUGAAGCUGGACUUGUUGGUCGGUCAUCGUCGACCUCGUCCUCUUGCUCUUUCUCUCUCUCUCUCUCUCUCUCUCUCUCUCUCUCUCUCUCUCUCUCUCUCUCUCUCUCUCUCUCCUCCCUGCUCCCGGCCGUUUUGCUCGUUCUCAGUUUUUGAUCCUGUUUCUCUGAGGGGAAGGUGAGUUGAUUGGGAGGAGGCAGGGGGAGCCGGCAAUCGAGGGAGGAGGAGCGGAGCGUAGUGUUCCCAGGAGGGAGCCGUCUCUCUCGCUCUCCCUCCCUCCCUCACUGGACACUUGUGUCUCAGUCUGUCGGGAUUUGAGCAUUUGGCGAUGGCGGAGCUCGAUGAUGCCGGGUUGCUGAACGGCGUUGUGGAAGUUGACGGCAACCAGAACCAGAACCAGGGUUCGACCCACGGCUGGCAACAAGUGACCAAUGUGAAAAAGCGCAAGCUUCAGGAAUCGCGCGACAGGAAAAAGGCCGCUGCAGCUGCGACUGCGAAUGGCACCGCGGCAGCGUUGGCGCGCACAGCGCUGGGAAAGAGUUUGCCUGAUCCGAGUCAGAAAGCUUUUGAAAAGCUGGAUGCGCUCCCGGGAAGACCCCUUGCGCGGCCCAAUGGUGUUGAUUACGAUACACUGUUGAUCAGGUGUCUCAAAUCCGACAGCGAUGAAACGGAUGAUGAGACGCCGGCCGCUGGUCCGUCUUCUAAUGGGCAAGAUGGCGAGGCAGUCAAACCUGCUAAAGUGAAGAAGCCGAAAAAGCCUAAAGUGACCGUGGCGGACGCAGCGGCGGCAAUAAAUCCAGACGAUCUCUCAGCGUUUCUGAACGAGGCCUCGUCAUCCUUUGUUGAUGAUCCGAGCAUUCCCUUGAUGAGGUGCGGAGAUUACUUCGUCAAGGCGUUCAACAGUGUUACGCCUUCCAGCUUGAUGUGGCAGAAGAGCACGCUCGUGAAGGCCUCAGAGAUGCCAUUCAGCCAGCUUCCAGAGCAGCUUGUGAAGGUGACGUAUGACUGGCUAUGUCAUCAGCCUGCUGAUGAGCUCAGCAAGUUCGUAAUGAUGCUUCUCAGGGCGAUUGUUGAAGACAGCCACCCUCCACAACCCGCAAAAGGACAAAAGGGUGCAAGUGGUCCUCCAGGCACUGGCAAAUUGAGGGUUGGGAUCAUUGUUAUCUUGUCUUUGCUACUGCGGAAGAGACCAGAUGUGUUGCUCCAGCAUGCAGAUAUGCUGAGGACAGAUCCCUUGUUUAAGGGGCAGGACGAGGCGCGCAUUUUGGCUUGGGUGUAUACGCAGGUGGCUCACGGGGAUCUUGUGUCGGGUGUGUUUCUUUGGGCGAGGAACUUGGUUACACUUGCUGGCAACAAGUCUGCCACACCUUUGUCGCGAGACCUUGCUCUCCAAUUUUUUGAAGGGAUGGUUGUAGGCAACUUAAAGAAGGCAAAACCUAUGUUGAUGAAUGGGGCUUCAAAAAAGGGAGAGCGAUUGAUUCCUGCGGCCUCGUUGGACUUGAUUAUGCGAUUGGCAUACCCGUCAGAAACAGCACAAACGAAGGCUACAGAGAGGUUCCUUGCAAUCUAUCCAGUUGUGAAGGAGGCUGCGUUAGCAGGCGCAUCGCGGAGCAAAACAUUGAAAGCUGCUGCUGCACAGUUGUUCCCUCUUAGCUUAUCGGUUGUUGGCGAAGACAAUGAAACACUUGUGGAGGAGGGCUGCAAGAAUGCCGUCUGGUGCUUAUCUCAGAAUCCUGACUGCUAUAGACAAUGGGAAAAGAUCCAUGUGGAGAAUCUGAUUGAAGGGAAGAAAGUGCUGUCGUACAUAUUGAGGAACUGGGAGCAUUGUAAAUCGGAGUUGGCACCGCUUAAAGAUUUUCAGUAUGGCCUCAAAAGUCUCAGGAAAAAGAACGCAGACGCCAUUCGUCAGUGCAAAAGUGAUGGAGCGCUUGUGGGUCAUCUAAGGGCUGUUGACAAAGUAUGUAGGAGCUUGGAGAGGAAGUUUGCGAAAUGGUGGCCCUGUGCCCUUGCGACGGUGGUUGCACUAGCGGGUGCAAGUGCUGUGGCAGUGGUCAGCAUGUCUCCGGAGCUUCUGGAGAAGAUGGAGAUGAUGGCCAAGUUUCCAUAAAUUGUUCUCUCCCGAUGGAGAAAAGAACUCUUGCCGUGUUGGUAUGUCAUGGCAGCCACGCCUUUGCUUCUUGAUACAUGGUUGGAAGUUUGGACUUCGUUGACGGGCUAGAAGACGGCCUUGUGUUGGUGGCAUGAACAUGUGUUUGUGCGAGUCCUUGUGUUGUUAUGAAGGCGUGUGCAUGCAUGCUGUGCAUAUGCGCCCUGUGCUUUUGUGCUUGUGUUCCGAUGGUGUAGUUUGCAGAUUUGUCGACGAUGUGAGUGGAUGUGUAUGCAGAACACGGUGAGAUUUGUUUGCUGCGUGAUCAGAUGUGCACGCAAAUUUUGUCCAAAACCUUAUGGUGGUGGUGAACGCAGAGUUCUCUCUCCCGCUGAGACGGCUGGGAUGUGAAGGAUGAUGGGAUAUAUGGCGCAGAGGUGUGCCUGCCAGCAAUCCCUGAGAACAGUGGUUGAGCGAAUGCAGUGGACAUGGUUCGAGAAUGUUGACGCCAUGUGCACGUAAAAAGAGAAAAAAAAAAAAAAAAAAAAAAAAAGAAACAACAACAACAACAACAACAACAACAGAGCAUUUGAUUCACAUCAUGGUUCCGCUUCCUGGCUUGGUUCGUUGGGAGUUUCUGCGGGGGCAUGGUUUCGUUGCCAAAUAGCAGCAGGAAGCGAUCAUGGAGAGGGAGGCUUGCCUGUGGGGUUGUGCGAGUUUGGUCACAGGUCAGACGACUAGAUUGGAGAGUGACAUGUUUUUGAAGAUGGUUUGUGAGGGAGGGUGGAGGUUGUGUGAAUGGGAAGGAACGGGGAGGAACGGGCAUUUGCAGUUUGUAGAGAGUCUCGCACGUCGGAGGUGAUAUGACUUGAGAGUGCUUGAGCCGCGUGUCUCGCACAUCAGUCACCUUGGAAAAACUCCUGAGAAGGUCUUACUUUUCAAGGGCCCGUUGUGCGCUUUGUGACGCCGGGUAUGGUGUUUGCGACCAAGCGGUGAAUAAAUUGGUUGUUUGAAUGUUUUUUAACGCUUCCCCUUGGGCUCAGUUUUCCUGAGCACGUGAAGCUGUCGCUGGUUUCCAAGGAGAAUUGCCUUGGGCUAUGGCGACAGUGUCUGCCUGGAGGUGGGAUGCCGGAUGGUUGAAGCAAUGCCAUGCUCUUUGUUGGACUGGAGGGGUAGAUGGGGGGGAGGGGGGGGUGAUGGCUUGCCUCAUUACCGUCCAACUGCUGUCGUGUAUUCCUUCCGAUCAAAUUCGAUGCAAGCAGAUUCAUUGUGUGUUGGCAAGAGAUCAUUCAUGGAUGAUCGAUGUUCAUCUUAGAACACGAGAGCCAACACCUCGAUGUCUUUCAGCUCUUGCAAAUGCUAUCCUCUAAGUUCUAACCCAUAUUCCUUCCCCUCUCCCUGAUGUAUAAAGCCAUGGUAAUAAGCCAUGCUUGUGUUCAAAGUUUUCGGGUCGCUCCAAAUGCCAGAAGGCGGAGUCGAUAGGUUGGCGGGUUGUUGGGAAGCUCCAUCUCCUUUCACUCAAAUCUAGGGCUUAGCUUUUGGCGUUUGUUAUAUGUAUCAUGUCAUGUAUGUAUGUCCUUGAAAGCAGCUCCGUCCCUCUUCUUAAGACUCCGAAUAUGUCUCGAUGAUGUCUUUUUGGUCGGGGAACUUGGUGUUGAAACGCGCACCCCUGAUAUUCUAACUUUGUGUUUGUCGCUUUUGCCGUUGUCCAUCUAAAAGAAAUAGGUCUCUGCCUUUCUGGAAAUCUUUGAAUCGAAUUUGCGGUUUGUACCAAUAGACAAGAGGCAUUGGCGGUGUGUCUACUUUACACUGUUUUCGCUCCUGAAGGGUGUUGUAGAAUGUAUGUAUGGAAUUGCAAAGUCUAUACAGCAUGGCUUGGGGUACAAGUCAGAGCAGAAACGAAGCAGCGAUCCUCUCAUUCUGUAGUAUAACAGCAUUAAAAUAAAUGGGUGUCGGCAUU
Molecule: messenger RNA, 4211 nt
Organism: Chara braunii
Lineage: Eukaryota; Viridiplantae; Streptophyta; Charophyceae; Charales; Characeae
Source: the annotation of a GenBank genome assembly